Angiostrongylus costaricensis is the source of this 516-nucleotide messenger RNA. NCBI's taxonomy places the organism in Eukaryota, Metazoa, Nematoda, Chromadorea, Rhabditida, Metastrongylidae. The record is from the annotation of a GenBank genome assembly.
AUGGCUCAAUGUGGAUUACGGCGUUUGUCCACUCCUAAACCUACUGGCUUGCAGUUAAAUGAAGGCUCUCCCAUGUCCCUUCCUUCUGAUGACCUGGUUUCACCAAAAGUUGCAGCGCUUGUGGAUGAGAUAGCCAAUCUAAGCUUGCUUGAAGUAGCAGAUUUAAACCGAGCAUUGAAAAAGCGUCUAAAUAUUGCUGAUCAGCCAAUGAUGCCUGCUGGUAUGAUGAUGGCCGCUCACUCGGCUAAUGCUGUUUCCACAGAAGCAGAACGCGAUUCCUCUUCCGAUGUUCCUCAAAAGAUAACGUACUCCGUUAAGUUGACGAAGUUUGAUGAUUCUAAAAAGAUAGCACUUAUCAAAGAAAUCCGAUCAACCAUCCCUGGUCUCAACCUUGUUCAGGCGAAAAAGUUUGUGGAAUCAGCACCAGUAGUCGUUAGAGAAGACAUGGGAAAAGCUGAAGCCGAAGAAAUGAAGGCAACUCUUGAGAAUGCUGGCGCCACAAUAGAAAUUGUAUGA